Phragmites australis (common reed) is the source of this 733-nucleotide messenger RNA. RefSeq lists its product as uncharacterized. The record is from RefSeq and is a predicted model, not a curated record. Lineage: Eukaryota; Viridiplantae; Streptophyta; Magnoliopsida; Poales; Poaceae. The coding region runs from base 145 to 708 and encodes 187 amino acids. The transcript is spliced from 2 exons.
CUCGCGUCCGUUCGGCUCGCGUUUUGGCUUCAUCUUAUCUCAUCCUCAGUCCUCACACGUCCGUUUCCUCAAUCCUUAUCUCUUCCUCUCUCUCCCUCACUCACUCCUACACGGGAUCCAGAAGCUGGUGGAUUUGCCUGGGGCAUGAUCGAUCGUGGUCGUGGCUUGCUACUGCUGCUGCUCGGAGUAGCGCAAGUGGGUGUUGCUGCUGCUGCUCGGAGCGGCGCAAGUGCUGCUGCUGCUGGCGCAAGAAGCUUGCUACUACUGCUCAGAGCGACGCAAUUGGUUGCUGCUGCUGCUGCUCAGAGCGGCACAAGUGCUGCUACUGCUGGCACAAGUGCUGCUUGGAGCGGCGCAAGUGGGUGCAGAGGCCGGCUUGAUGCUGUUGCUCGGAGCGGCGCAAGUGAGUGUGGAGGCUGGCUUACUGCUGAUGCUCGGAGCAGCGCAAGUGCUACUGCUGCUGCUAGUUUUAGUCUUUAUUUGGUGGAUGGAGCAGUAACUGAUGAGAGCGGCUCAAGCGAGCAGUGGAGGUUGACGGAGGAGCGGGCACGGCAGCAGUAUCAGCAGCCGAGCAGGCUGAAAAUCGAGUUGGCUCGUUUAUUUAUUUUUGGCUUAGGAACCUUUUUCAGUGUCUAUUGGAGGCAUAAACCAGCACUAAACAAAACUUUCAGUGUCGAAUUCAGACCCGACAUUGUCUAUCAAUACUAAAUAAAGAGUGACGAUUUAAAAAUAA